CUCCACAUUGUUAUUUAGAGCAAAAGUUUGUUUCUAGUUUCGAUAAACUGAUAAAUUUUGUCAAAUAAACUCAUUUUUAUGCAACAAAAACUUCAGUUUUCCCAAAAUUUGGUUUGAUUUUCUGCAUUUUUUUCUGUUGACUGAGAGUCUCCUUCCUCCUCCCUGGUUCUGGUUUCAUUUCUGAUCCAAACUAAUAAAAGUCGCUGUGGUGUUUGUGGGUCGGCGGCAGAACCUGCAGCUGCUCCUCAGGCGCGCAGCGCAGCGUCUCCUCACGUCUCCAGACUUUGCGGUGACGUCACGAGGCGCAGGCUGGGCUAUAAAACCACCGGGACCUCCAGGAGCCGCUCACAGGACCCCACAGACCCAGAACUGAAACCUGAGACCUCCUCAGAGUUCCGCAGCAGCACCUGGACAGAAUAAAUUUUUAGGACAUGAAGCAUGUCGCGCUCCUCCUGCUCCUCUCCUCCGUCCUCCUCUCCUCGCACCUCCGCCCCGCCGCCGGCAGACCGCGCUUCUUCCAGGCGCAGCGCCUGGACGAUGUGCUCCUGAAGGCGGCCGCGGACGGCGCCGCCGCCUCGGACCUCCUGGGGGACCACGUGCUGAGGCUCCUCCAGAGGAGGGACCCGGACCGCCUCCACCUGCURCCGGAGGAAGAGGAGGGGGAGGACAGCGCGGAGGAGGCGCUGAGGACCGCGGCGCAGCUGCAGCUGAAGCGCAGCGAGGAGCCGCCGCUCUCCAUCGACCUGACCUUCCACCUGCUCAGGAACAUGAUCCAGAUGGCCAAGAUGGAGAGCCAGCGCGAGCAGGCUCAGCUCAACCGCAAAGUGCUCGACGAGGUGGGGAAGUGAGUCCCAGAUCCCAGAAGGAUCCAAGCCUCUGAGAUGAGUUUCGGUCCGUGCGCCUUGCCUUUUACGCACACAUGGUGCCAUUUUACGCAUCACUUCAGCCGCAAGUGUCACGUGUUUUAUGUUGUAAAGAAGACAUGAAAGGAAAGUGGGGAGGGAAAAAAAGAUUUUUAGACCCUUUACCUUCAA
Messenger RNA from Austrofundulus limnaeus, 1034 nucleotides. It is a transcript of the gene ucn1, whose product is annotated as urotensin 1. Lineage: Eukaryota; Metazoa; Chordata; Actinopteri; Cyprinodontiformes; Rivulidae. Bases 432 to 848 code for a protein of 138 amino acids. The transcript has 2 exons. Gene Ontology annotation, molecular function: hormone activity. The record is from RefSeq and is a predicted model, not a curated record. Gene Ontology annotation, cellular component: extracellular region.